Molecule: messenger RNA, 312 nt
Organism: Staurois parvus
Lineage: Eukaryota; Metazoa; Chordata; Amphibia; Anura; Ranidae
Source: the annotation of a GenBank genome assembly
UGUGUGGCACUGCUGGGUGGCACAGGUGGGCGCACUGCUGGGCACAGGUGGGCGCACUGCUAGGCACAAGUGGGUGCACUGCUGGGCACAGGUGGGCGGCACUGCUGGGCACAGGUGAGCGGAACUGGUGGGUGGCACUGCUGGGCACCGAUCAUCAGAGCCCUGAACAUCAGUGCCCUGAUGAUCGGUGCCGAUCCCUGCUCUGACAACUGCCGUGAGGAAAGUUCAGCCGAGAACCGGCAAUUGCAUUUCCCGGUAAUCAGCGUGUCAUUGGACACAGCUGAUCACGUGGUAAAAGGUUGUUGCCGUAGG